AGUGAUCAACUUCCUUGGCAACGCUUGUCGAGAGCUCGCCACAUUUUCUUCAGUCAAUUUAUAGAUUUACUCCUGUUUUGUGGCAAAGUAUAAUACUUUCCCAAGUGUGACAGACAAAAGACGUGUUUCAUUUGUACACAGCAGUGUUGUGCGUUUCCUGUUGACACAAGUGAUUACGUUGGGGAUUGAUUGAUUGAAUGUGACUUGCAAACACCGCAAAGGAGGACCACCUGCCGGUAAAUAGUUUGACACAAAAGCUGAAAUCUCACCUUGGAAUGGCGAGUGGUAGAUGAACAAUCGAUGAUAAGAUCAUGGCUUUAACGCUCGUGAGUUUGAAGUGGAUUGCGAAUAAGGAAUUUACAGGGCGUCCUCCAUCACCACGGCAAGGACAUGCUAUUGUUGUUGUUGAUAAUGCAGCCUACAUUUUUGGAGGAACUCGCUGCGUAGAGGAGCCAGAAAGGGGUACAUUUUACUUCAGGGAUUUGCACAAGCUUUAUUUGGGAAAAACCUUAAGAUGGGAGAAGAUUCGAUACACAGGAGAGGUGCCAAUGGGCCGCCACGACCAUGCUUUAUGUGCCAUCAAUAACAAACUAUACGUCUUUGGAGGUAGAAAUGAACUAAACGCGGACAAGAGUUUACCAGGAUUAUAUUCCUACAACCCAGAAAACUGCAUCUGGAGGUUUGUACAGACGCAUGGGGAUGAGCCAAGGUCGUUGAACUCCGGUUGGGUCGUGGUCAACAACAAAAUCUACGUGAUUGGUGGAAUUUACAAAGGAACAGCGCAUUGUGAUGUUGAUAUGUUAGACACAGACACUCUCACUUGGACUAAACUGUCAGUAACUGGUCCGUCACCCUCACCAAGAUGCGAUCACAAACUGGUGUGUGUUGGAAACAGAAUCUAUCUCUUUGGUGGGUCGGGCGGCCAAGACAGAUGGUUCAACGACCUACACGUUCUGGACACAGAUACACUGAAAUGGUCCUCCCCUCCAACACGGGGAGAGAAACCCCCUCCCAGGGGGUGCCACAGUCUGACACUUCAUGCAAAUAAGGAUAUAUACGUGUUUGGUGGCUCCAACGACAGUCUAAAAGGAAAGUCCACAUUAGGGGAUCUCCACAAACUCAGCCUUGCCAAAAUGAAAUGGAAAAGACCGUUUUAUUCGGGAAGUCCAGCAUCAAGACGCUUUGGUCAUGUGGCAUCUACCUUCCUUAACUAUCUGUAUGUUUUCGGAGGUACAAAUGAAGAUAUGGAUUACAAUGAUGUCAAAGUGGCCAAGUUAAUCAAUCCGUCCAACCGCAAACCAUUGAAAGUGUCCCCAGAGCUGCUGCACACAGUACUGUAUUGCAGCCCAGAGGACAACGACGAAGGUACACCUGCCACUGUGUUUCCAUGCUCACCCACAGAUGACAACAGAGAUCAAAGGAGCUCAUCUGAAGCCUCAUCAUCUUCUUCCAACUCAGACUCAGGCAGUGAUGAAGACUGACCCCCUAGAACUGCCAAUAAAUGUUUACAAAACAAAACACAAGUUUUCUUAGAAUAACACUUCAUCGAAAGUCUUCAGCAAAGA
Asterias rubens (European starfish) is the source of this 1565-nucleotide messenger RNA. Its product is annotated as rho GTPase-activating protein gacHH-like. The transcript is spliced from 15 exons. Bases 312 to 1481 code for a protein of 389 amino acids. The record is from RefSeq and is a predicted model, not a curated record. Lineage: Eukaryota; Metazoa; Echinodermata; Asteroidea; Forcipulatida; Asteriidae. Gene Ontology annotation, molecular function: protein binding.